GUACUGCGCCCGUUUGCAGCUGGCGCUGUUACAAAACGUGGAGGACAACCUCGUCCGCGAGCAAGCCCAGUUCGACUUGGCAGCUGCACAACAGACAGUGCAGGCAUGCGAUGCGCGAUUCAACGCUUUCUCUGCAGAAGUCCAGAAGGCCAAAGGAGAGCAGGACGAUCGGGUGCGAUCCGAGAAAGAGGUCUCCUCGGCCCAAUAUUUCAGGCAGGCAUUUGCAAACUCGACCCUCGAGGCAAACGCCAUUACCGCCCUUCUCCAGCUGUUCCGCAGGAAGAAGGAGCCGCUGAAUCGAACGAAGUCAUUUGCCUCGGAGAAAGAAGAUGCUGGGCGGAUGCGAAGAAGCGCCUCGACUGUGGGACUCCCCAACAAGGGUGUGCCCGGCUUCAACCUCCUGGAGGAAGCGGCUGCCGAUCCCUACUUGGAUCUGGGAGUCGAGCCGAAGGAGAAGCAACUCCAAGUCGAGGACGACAUCAAGUUCGAGGACUGCCCAGAGGGAGUUGACGAGGAGAGCUUCAACCGAAUGCUUGAGCUUCGGGCAGAGAAGCUUCGAGCAGAGGCUGAGGUUGCACGUGGUGCUGCUGUUCUCAAUGAGAUGGGCGGCUUCCUCGGCCACCUUGAGCGCGAGUGUAUGGAGGCCAAAGCCGAGAAUGACCGGCUCGAGAGGGAGCUCCGAGAGCACAAGGCGCUGAUGGGCCGAGAGCUCUACGACAUCGAGAUCCUCUUCAAGCUGAAGCAGGGUCAGGUCGAAGUCCCACAGGCAGCUGUGGUCACGGACUACUCAGACGCCAUUGUAAUCGAUCAGGAGGUCGUGGAGUCACGCAAUCGGCGGAUCACGGAACUGGGCAAGGACAAGGUGCACAUCCUCACAAAGAUCAAGGAGUUCAGAAAGUCUUUAAGCACACUGGACUGGGAGCAUGAGAUGUUGGCACUUCAGACGACGGAUCUCGAGGAGCGUACCAAAGAUGUACACAUGCUUCGAGUGACAAAGGAUUUGCAGUCGCUGCUGAAGGGAGGUGAGGAAGGCAGAAAUAAGGCGGAAUCGGAUCUGCUGGAACGCAAGAUCGAGCAUCUAAGCGAAGCGACCGAGAAGAAAGAGCAGGCAUUGAAGAAGCAGUAUUCGAUGCUUGCCCAUGCAGCAAAGCUCAGAAAGAACGAGAAUGGAAUGCUCGAGAAGAAGCUUCGAGAACUCCAGCAGAAUGUGAUUCAGCGGGAGCACAUUCGACGCCUGCGUGCGCCCUCCGGCCAACCACAAAAGACAGGAGGUGGCGGUCGCGUUGAGGAAGAUGAGGGUGCAGCUAAGGCGGCCCAUGCUGCCUUCAAAGAGUUGAGAAGCCGCCAGAAGCUGAUGGAGGUGGCCAAGAAGAACACGGAGGAAAUCGAGAUCCUGCACAAGGAGCUGGACCGCUUGCGCCAGAGAACCUUCCCCUCUUUCGUCCAGCUACACGAGGAUCGACCGGCGAACCCGGACCAUCGCUGA
Molecule: messenger RNA, 1486 nt
Organism: Symbiodinium sp. CCMP2456
Lineage: Eukaryota; Dinophyceae; Suessiales; Symbiodiniaceae
Source: the annotation of a GenBank genome assembly